Molecule: messenger RNA, 1584 nt
Organism: Histoplasma capsulatum G186AR
Lineage: Eukaryota; Fungi; Ascomycota; Eurotiomycetes; Onygenales; Ajellomycetaceae
Exons: 4
Coding region: 1-1584 (527 amino acids)
Biological process (GO): regulation of DNA-templated transcription
Molecular function (GO): zinc ion binding; DNA-binding transcription factor activity, RNA polymerase II-specific
Source: RefSeq, a predicted model, not a curated record
AUGAGCCCGUUACCAAUUCACCGAAAUAGGGUUGGCAAGAAAAGAACCUCCUGCGACAGAUGCCAUACUCUGAAAAGCAAGUGUGCCAGAGCUCCAGGUUCAGAACGCUGCAGCCGAUGUGAGCGCAUUGGAAUCCGCUGUGUUUUCAGUGCAUCGAUGAAGUUGGGAAGACCAAAAUCACUUGGAAUUUUCCAAUCACCCACACACCAAUACCACAAAGAUAUAGGUGAGGAACGCUCUAGGCCAAAAGUUGUGCCACUUGCACUAAUACGAACGCGCAAAGAGCCUCACGCGACGUGCGCUUCUUCGUCUGGUAUCAGCGCAACCCCAGUAAGCGCUCCCACAGACAUGCGGCAACAAUGGCCAGUGCAGAACAUGACUUCUGAUAGUCCAUCGCCGCCCUUGCAUAUUGUGCCACAGUUUUAUCAGGGAGAUUCCGCUAUCAGCCAGUCUCCGACGCCCUUCAAUUACCAUGAACUGAGUGCAUCUCUCUCGUGCGGGGUGGAUGAUCCCUUGCUCCUAACAGAAAAUGACUCCGAUUGGCUUUUGAAUUCAUCAAAACUAGAUACUCUUACAGGGGGAAUUCCCCAAGUCGCCAACCUGGCGGACUUCCGUAGUUCAUCUUGGACUACCUCCCCGGUUCCAAUUUCAGCACCCAAUUUCUCGGAAUGUUUAUCAAAUCCCAAUUCGCCUAGUGACUGGAACUGCAAGGGAGAUACAAACACGCCUAUGUACAAGCUCUCAAAGCUCCAUCUGGAACUAGAUGAUCUUCUCAGCAUUCCAACAAACUGCAAAGGCACGGUGCAUCCAAAUGAUAUAAUGUCCUCUCCCAGCAGCCCUUUUCCCAAGACCGCCGCAUCCACUCCCACCACUCCCACUGCUGCAGUCGACGCGAUUUUCUUGCUAAGCGAAAACCUCAUCGAAAUAAUGCAAGAGCUAUACCAAGAAGCAAGUACGGCAGCGUACCCGUCUCUUCACAUUUAUCCUUACAUGCCCCACGCCUCACCAUUACGACGGAGAUGCUCAUCUAAUUCACAACAGAGUCACUUGGGCGGACAGCAACAAGAACCAGCAACUGCCCUCAUUACACUUACCUGUUAUCUCCGCCUUCUUGGGAUUUACGAGACGCUCGUAAUACCCCUUUACCACUAUUUUCAGCAACACCAGAAAGAGCUCGAUACUCAUCCAAAUGCCCCGUUUCCUUUGCCAUUGCCUCUCCCAACUUUCAAGUUGGGUCGAUACGAGCCAACUAGCACCUCCGAUGUGAGCCUGGGUCUCCUCCUCCAUCUCCUCUUACGGACUCUUGAGUGUUUACAUACCACCCUUGGCCUAUACCUUCCUACAACCUCACUUAGCCCCCACAGUCUUUGGGCAUAUGACGGGCGUCCUCCGGCUUCCGCUACAAAUUCGCCAACCUCAGCCUCAGACUAUGUCGAGGCAAGAUCGAUAUCGCCAAUGGCGGACAACUAUCAGCACGAUGAAUUUCGUGUGUCACCGGACUCGUGUAGUCAUGUAACGUUACUUACUGAGUCCGCGUUGAGCGAGGCGGGGAGACUUAAUAUGUCCUGUUCAAUCCCCAUCUAA